Molecule: messenger RNA, 364 nt
Organism: Wasmannia auropunctata (little fire ant)
Lineage: Eukaryota; Metazoa; Arthropoda; Insecta; Hymenoptera; Formicidae
Product: ubiquitin-like
Exons: 1
Biological process (GO): modification-dependent protein catabolic process; protein ubiquitination
Cellular component (GO): nucleus; cytoplasm
Molecular function (GO): ubiquitin protein ligase binding; protein tag activity
Source: RefSeq, a predicted model, not a curated record
CUCGAGGACGGGCGCACCUUGUCAGACUACAAUAUCCAGAAGGAAUCCACUCUCCAUUUGGUUCUCCGACUGCGCGGUGGAAUGCAGAUCUUCGUUAAAACCCUGACAGGAAAGACCAUCACUUUGGAGGUUGAAGCUUCGGACACGAUUGAGAAUGUCAAAGCGAAGAUUCAGGAUAAAGAAGGCAUCCCGCCUGAUCAGCAGCGUUUGAUCUUCGCUGGAAAGCAGCUCGAGGAUGGGCGUACCCUGUCCGACUACAAUAUCCAGAAGGAAUCCACUCUCCAUUUGGUUCUCCGACUGCGUGGUGGAAUGCAGAUCUUUGUUAAAACCCUGACAGGAAAGACCAUUACUUUGGAGGUUGAAG